AUGUCAUAUCUUGACAAUAUUGAAAGACCUAAGAAUGACCUUGAAGAUGCGUCGUUCAACUUCUUAGUAGAGCAGUUGUUUACAAAGCUUGAUGUUGUGAGCAGUGAAAAUUUGGGGCCGUUUCCUAAUAUUACGUCAAAGAAGAAUUAUAUUAUUGAAUCAUUUAUUCAACAGUGGAAACAAUUUAUUGGCAAAGACAUUUUUCCAGCAGCCCGAUUAAUCUUCCCUAAUAGAGAUAAGAGACUUUAUUUUAUCAAAGAUGUGGUGCUUGCGAGAUUAGUGAUCAAAAUGUUUAGCAUACCAAAAAAUUCUGUGGAUUACGAUAAGCUAUUCAACUAUAAAAAACAUUACCAUGGUUACAUGCAUUUGAAUAGGUAUGCAAACAAGCACCUAAGGUCAUUGCCGUUAAUUAUAGCCCAAAUAAUAUCCGAAAGACGGGACCCUAGUAAGAUUGUCAAGUCUACUUUGACCAUCAAUCAAAUUAACGAAAUUCUAGAUGAGCUAUGUUCACCAGAAGCAACCAAAAGUGAAGUUCAAAUAAGAAUAUUGAAGCCCGUGAUAGACAAACUAACAAUUGAGGAAAUCAGAUGGUUCACCACUAUGAUUUUGAAAAAAUCAAUACUUGCAUCAUUCGAGGUCAUUUUCUUUAGAGCAUGGCAUCCAGACGCUCCUAGGUUAUUUAACAUAUGCAACAAUUUGUCCAGAGUAUUUUGGUUAUUAACAGACCCUGAAAAGAGACUUGAACCAGAGCAAUUAAAUGUUCAGUUAAUGUAUCCAUUUCUACCGCAAUUAUCCCAAAAGCUUUCUAUUCUGUAUGAUCUGCUAUGUAGCAAAAUGAAUAAUGAGUUUUUCAUCGAAGAGAAAAUGGAUGGAGAUAGAAUGAUUAUGCAUAUGGAAAAUUCUAGAUUCAAAUUUUACUCCAGAAGGACAAAAGACUACACGCUAUUGUACGGUGCUAACUUACAAAUAGGAUCCUUAACAAAGCAUUUGCGUAAUGCUUUUAACCCUAAAGUCAAAAGUAUUAUUCUCGAUGGUGAAAUGGUUGCUUGGGACUAUAAGAGAAAUUUAAUAUUGCCAUUUGGCACUUUAAAGGCUUCGGCUGUUCAAGAAGCUGUUCGCCAAUUCACAACUACUGAUGUUUUCGAGCAACAGUCUUCCUGGCCUUUAUUUAUAAUCUUUGACAUAUUGAAUUUGAAUGGUAAGGAUUUAACUAAGUAUCCACUAUUUUACCGCAAAGACUUGUUGCAUAAAGUAAUCAACCCAGUUCCGCAUAAGUUCGAAAUAUUGAAGUACAUCAAAUGUAAGGAUACCCACGACAUUAAGUUGGCAAUCAAAAAUAUUAUUUCGGAAAGAAGUGAAGGAAUUAUGGUCAAAAACACUAAGCUGAAUUACCAUGUUGCGUCAAGAAACAAUUGUUGGAUUAAAAUCAAGCCAGAAUACUUAGAACAGUUUGGGGAGAAUCUUGAUUUAGUUGUGAUUGGAAUUAUACCGGGAAUCAAAAACUCAUACAUUUGUGGUUUAAGAGACAGUGAUGAUAAAGACAUUUUCAAGUCAUUCUGUACUGUUGCAAAUGGGUUUUCCGAGAAUGAAUUCAACAAAAUAGAGAGGUUGACAACAGGUAAAUGGGUUGAAUAUAAGAAGCGUCCUCCACCAGAUGACCUUUUGAAGUUUGGAACGAAAAAACCAACUUCCUGGAUCCAUCCAAGGGAUUCAGUUGUUUUGGAGAUUAAGGCAAGGUCUAUUGAUUGUACUUAUUUAAGUACUUACGCAGUUGGUACAACCUUACAUAACCUCUAUUGUAGAGGUAUCAGGGAGGAUAAACUGUAUGAUGAAUGCAUCACUUUGAAUGAAUAUAAGGAGAUAAAAUUGAAGUAUUCCAGCGAAUUUAAUAAAUCACAGUCUAUAGUUAAGAAUAGGAAACGGUUUAUUAAUUCUUUUGAAGAAAAAUUAACAGAAGAUAAGAGAGGACAUACAGAGGUGAUUUCUAAUUUGUUCGGAGGUUUUAAAUUUUUAAUAUUUUCUGAUAAGCUUAGUCUUACAACUAAUGAAAGAAUUUCGAUAUUAGAGAUCGGUAAAUCCGUCAAAAAGUAUGGCGGUGAGAUUAUUCACAAUCCAUUGAACCAACCUGGAGAUAAGCAAAUUGUAAUUCUAAGUGAAAAGCUCACAACUAAAUGUGAAAUCUAUUUAAAAAAGGGGUUUGAUAUUAUUAAGCCGGAUUGGGUAUUUGAAUGCAUAAGAAAAUGCUCAAUUAUACCUUUAGAACCUUCCCUCAUUUUGGAAAGUACAAAUGCAACUAUUCUUGAAAAUGCUCGCACUCGGGUAGAUACUUUUGGUGAUAGUUACGUGAUUAAUGUCCAUGAGCCGGCAUCCACGUAUGCCAAGAAGCUUAAAAUAGAACACUCGUUACCUAAAGAAAGGCUUCGCGAAUAUACUGAAGAUUUCAUAAACGAGUUAAAUCGCCAUGAUAUUAGCCUCCCUCUUGGGUUUUUAUUCCACAAUGUCAAAUUCUACUUAGUUAAUCUUAGCAUUGAUUAUGAAUGGCAAAUAAAGUUAUUGGAGAGAAAAAUAGAACGGUUUCAGGGUAAGGUAUCAUCACAUUUAUCUGAUUGCUCGUAUAUUCUUGUCCCUAACGCUUUUAACCAAAACUCACUGUUGAGAGACAAUUUAUUAUCGAAGAUUAAUACUCUUAGCAAAAAAUUAAGUGAAUCUGUUAAUUUUGACUCUCAAAGUAUGUCUAGGAUACCUAGAAUCGUUAAUGAGACUUUUAUUGAUGAGAGUAUAAAGUAUAAUGUACUAGUUGAUCCUCAAGAUCAUUUAUUUGUUUAG
This is a messenger RNA of Debaryomyces fabryi, 2826 nucleotides long. RefSeq names its product DNA ligase (ATP) (gene LIG4). The coding region runs from base 1 to 2826 and encodes 941 amino acids. The record is from RefSeq and is a predicted model, not a curated record. The transcript has a single exon. Gene Ontology annotation, biological process: double-strand break repair via nonhomologous end joining; DNA recombination; nucleotide-excision repair, DNA gap filling. NCBI's taxonomy places the organism in Eukaryota, Fungi, Ascomycota, Pichiomycetes, Serinales, Debaryomycetaceae. Gene Ontology annotation, molecular function: DNA ligase (ATP) activity; DNA binding; ATP binding. Gene Ontology annotation, cellular component: DNA ligase IV complex.